UCGAGCAGGACAAGUCUGCGUACUGGUAGGUUCAAUAAUCUUGACAGUCCGAAACCGUAAGAUCUCGAGUUCGCUAACAUGUUGUUAGGACUCCAUCCCUUCAUUUCAUCCAUGAGGAUGGCAAGGCCGAAGUCGUUGGCCAAGCAGGUGGCAUGCUCGCUUACUACCUGCUCCCCGGCGAGGGUGAUCCUGGCUACAAUGUCACUGCGUUCCCCAAGGAUUUCAGAAUGCUCGCCGGUGAUACUCGCCAACGAAACUUCACCGGACCAUUCCCUGACAAGGAGAAGUCGUUAUGGGGUCCCGAGGACAAGACUCAAGCGUCUCUUGCGCAGAAGGCCAUUGGCUUCAACUGCUUGGACUACAGCAAACAAGGCGAACCCACGGCCUAUCGCCAUUUCCUACCUGACAAGGCUUAUUUGGAUGCGAACUGCAAGAACGGCACUCGAGCUGAGAUCUUCUUCCCAUCAUGCUGGGACGGUAAGAACAACGACAGCCCAAACCACAAGGACCAUGUCGCCUAUCCUGACCUCGUCAAUGCUGGAAAAUGCCCCUCGAGCCACCCUGUCCAGCUGCCAAUUCUUCUCUACGAGACCAUCUGGGAGACCAAAGCUUUGGACGGCAAGAAAGGUCAAUUCACCUUCGCCAAUGGUGACCCUACUGGUUUUGGUUACCACGCAGAUUUCAUGAUGGGCUGGAAGGACGACCAAUUCCUCAAAGAUGCUGUUGCCAAGUGCACCAACAAGUCUGGCAGGAUUGAGGAUUGCCCUGUCUUUACCCAGAACGGAGCAAAGGGUACCCCCGGACAGGACGGCAGCUUCCUCCAAACCGAACAAAAGAUGCAGCAGUGCAAGUUCGCCGAAGUCCAGGCCCUCGACAACGACAACUGCGCAGGCCCUGCCGACGGCCUUUGCGGAAACGUCCGUAUCCAGCCCGGUCCAGCAUACGCAGAGCUCAUGAAGCCUGGUAACCCGGCUGCCCCAACUCCCGGUUACACCCCUGGCCCAUCUGCUGUUCCCUCUGUGCCAGUCCUCUCGUAUACCACUCCUCGAACCGUGGUCAACGGCAUCUCCAUCUACAACAUCAAGGGAGACGGUGGUGUCAAGUCGGCGCCGCCAGAGAUCCCAGCAGCACCGUCGAGCAGCAGCACCCCGUCCUCUACCACCGCCUCAACUACAUCGGCCCCUGUUGCUGCAGUUCUCAACGUGCCAGCACCCACUGCUCAGCCACCUGCUCCCACACCAGCAGCAGUCGUUCCCGAUACUGUUCCUGGAUCCGUCGUGUCCACCAAGACUUUCACCAGUGCAGGCACCGUCUACGAGGUCGCCAUCAAGGAAGUCCAAGUUUACGUGACGGUCACGGCCACCCCAGCGGGAGCACCACAGCCACCGAAACUGCACCGUCGUCACGUGCACCACAACCUCCACCGUCGGGGUCAUGGCUUACUUCGACAGUAAGUGGCUUGCGAACGACAUGGACAAUUUCGUUGUGGAUGCAUCUCCUUCUGCAUGCAUGGGCGUUGAAUUUAUUUUCCCACCUUCCAGCAUCUAUU
This is a messenger RNA of Aaosphaeria arxii CBS 175.79, 1549 nucleotides long. RefSeq lists its product as uncharacterized. The transcript is spliced from 2 exons. The record is from RefSeq and is a predicted model, not a curated record. Lineage: Eukaryota; Fungi; Ascomycota; Dothideomycetes; Pleosporales. Bases 153 to 1454 code for a protein of 433 amino acids.